AUGGAUGUCUAUGGCAGUUUGAGGGAUGAACUUUCCAAACUUUUACUUUCGCUGGAAAAGACCUCAUCCCCAAACUUGCAGGCUCUCAAAGAGGCAAAGAAUAUUGGUCUCCUUAAGAAUAACAAAAACCCAUUUUUCUUGCAAGAAAUGGAGGAGGGCACUCUAUAUGGGUUUACAGAUCAGAUUUCGUCCUCGUCGGCACGGGACGCCUUGUUAAGUGGGGCAAGAGAGAAAUAUUCUCCCCAUCCGCUGAGCUCUUCAGUGUUUGAUGAGCAUAGCGUUCGUCUUGAAGACUCCUGCAGGAAGGCUGGCGAUAUCGAAAGAAUGGGACACUCCAUAUUGGACUCUCUGCGAAAGCAGCGAGAGCAACUGGAGCACAUCAAUUUUAGCGUAACCCAUGUAGCAAUACAAUUUUUAGCUUGGAGCAGCAGAGAUGCAUGUGACUACAAACAAAGCCUUACGGCUUCUGCUGAUAUCUGGCCUAGCGCUUUUGCUCAUCGUUGUGGUGCUGAUAAGGUUAAGGCACUGAGGGGAUUUAUUAUUAUCGUCUUAUAA
Molecule: messenger RNA, 555 nt
Organism: Mitosporidium daphniae
Lineage: Eukaryota; Fungi; Microsporidia
Exons: 3
Coding region: 1-555 (184 amino acids)
Source: RefSeq, a predicted model, not a curated record